Morone saxatilis (striped sea-bass) is the source of this 1245-nucleotide messenger RNA. It is a transcript of the gene rskra, whose product is annotated as ribosomal protein S6 kinase related a. Gene Ontology annotation, molecular function: ATP binding; protein kinase activity. Lineage: Eukaryota; Metazoa; Chordata; Actinopteri; Moronidae. Bases 1 to 1245 code for a protein of 414 amino acids. The transcript has 11 exons. Gene Ontology annotation, biological process: protein phosphorylation. The record is from RefSeq and is a predicted model, not a curated record.
AUGAUCCACUACAGCAGCUGCCACACUCCCUCAGUGUGGAGAUCAGGGAAAAAGCAAGACUGCCUCUUAGGGGUCAGGAUGCUCGGACACUCAGCUGUAUUUUCUCGGCCUGCGGGACCGGACGGCAGACCACCAGUCCCCAAACUCCUGCUGCCUCCAGAGGACAGCGCUGAGACGUCCGGCACAGAGAGUACUCCUCCAGCUUUCGUCUCUGUCUUUCUGCCUGAGUUCCCACAGCGAAGAUUUCCUGGACAAGACCACUUCCAGAUCCUCGGCUUCAUAGCCAAAGGUUCAUAUGGACCCAUCUUGAAAGUGAGGGACAUUUUCAAAGACAAGACCUUUGCUGUUAAGGUUCUACCAAAGUCAGAGAUCUUGAAGCAUGGAGUGGUGGAGCAGUCGAAAGAAGAAGUCAUCAUUCAGCGGCAGCUCAAACACCCAUUUAUCCACAAUCUGCAGGACUGCUGGCAGACACAGCGCCAUCUCUUCAUUAUGUGUGACUACUGCAGUGUUGGAGACUUGUACACUUACUGGUUACUGAAGGGCCAGUUUGGCGAGGAUGAGGUUCGGCUGUUUGCUGCAGAGCUGGGCAGCGCGCUGGGUUUUUUAAAUUUUUUUCAGAUGGAGAACGUUCUUUUAAGUGAUCAAGGUCACCUCCGUUUGUCUGAUUUCGGACUCUCGCGGCGGCUGAAACGAGGAGGAAGAGCGUUCACAAUUUGUGGGACGAUCCAGUACAUGGCACCUGAAGUUUUAAGUGGGGGUCCAUACAACCACGCUGCUGACUGGUGGUCCCUUGGCAUUAUGUUGUUCUCACUGGUGACAGGAGAGUUUCCAGUACCUGCAGAGCCGGACCACAGUACCAUGUUUCACAAGGUCAAAGUUUUUCCUUAUGUCCUACCUGAGACUUUCAGCUCUGCUCUGAUCUUACUCCUCACUGAGCUUUUGUGCAAGAAUCCAGCGAACCGGCUUCGUAACCUGGAGAGUUUCAAGAUGCAGGCCUUCUUCCGCGGUGCUUCGUUUGACUCUCUCAUCCUUCAAAAGACACCUGUUGACGUCAUCCUCCAGCUCAGGACUCACCCUGAUUGGACCGCCAAAGCAAUGAGAGGCCUUUCAUUGGACUACUUUGAUAGCUUCGACUGUAAUCAAAUCCUUAAUUCUCCUACGACUCCCACUGAACUGUCUCCUGGUUUGGUCAGCGUGGACCCGAGCUCAGCCACAGAGCAGACUGGACUGUGUUUCUGUGCCUGA